Molecule: messenger RNA, 1575 nt
Organism: Pyrus x bretschneideri (Chinese white pear)
Lineage: Eukaryota; Viridiplantae; Streptophyta; Magnoliopsida; Rosales; Rosaceae
Product: cytochrome P450 71D11-like
Exons: 2
Coding region: 37-1575 (512 amino acids)
Molecular function (GO): monooxygenase activity; heme binding; oxidoreductase activity, acting on paired donors, with incorporation or reduction of molecular oxygen
Source: RefSeq, a predicted model, not a curated record
UUUAAUCAACAAGCUACUUCCAAACUUUCUUUCCUUAUGGAGCUUCAAUGGCCUUUCUUCCAAGUCCUGUUUACCUUUCUUCUCGUUGUGAUCACAGUACUGAAAAUAGCGAAGAGAAGCAAAACCAAAGAGUCGGCUGUGAAUCUACCUCCAGGGCCAUGGAAGCUUCCCUUUAUAGGAAACAUUCACCAGCUUGUUGGGUCUCAGCCUCAUCAUGGGCUACGAAACUUAGCCAAGAAAUAUGGGCCCAUUAUGCAUCUACAACUUGGAGAAGUUUCCACCGUUGUUGUUUCUUCGGCAGAGUAUGCCAAAGAGGUGAUGAAAACCCAUGACGUUGUGUUUUCAUCAAGGCCCUAUCUCCUUGCUUCAAGGAUCAUGUCUUAUGAAGCCACAAACAUUGCCUUUGCACCAUGUGGUGAUUACUGGAGACAACUACGAAAAAUUUGCACGUUAGAGCUUUUAAGCACUAAACGUGUGCAAGGCUUCAGGUCUCUUAGGGAAGAAGAGGUGGGGAAUCUCAUUACAUGGAUUGGUUCAAACGCAGGAUUACUGAUCAACCUCACUGAGAAAAUUUACUCAUCUACGUAUACCUUCACGUCGCGAGCAGCCUUUGGCAAAAAAUGCGAAGAUCACGAAAAGUUCAUAGAUGCUGUGAAGGAGUCUAUAACGGUGGCAGCAGGCUUUGAUCUUGCAGAUGUUUUUCCUUCUGCCAAGCUGCUUAAUCUGAUGGGUGGAAUUAGGCCUACACUCGAGCGGCUGAAAAAAGUGACUGACAGAAUAAUGGAAAAUAUCAUCAACGAACAUAAAAAGAAAAGGUCAACAACAAAAAGUGGAGAAGGUGAAGCAGGGGAAGACCUGGUCGACGUUCUCUUAAAAUUUCACGAGCAUGGAAAUGGCCUUGAGUUUUCCUUAACUACUGACAACAUCAAAGCAGUAAUAUUGGACAUCUUCGCAGCUGGGAGUGAGACAUCAGCUACAACCGUAGAUUGGGCCAUGUCAGAAAUGAUAAAAAAUCCUAGAAUAUUGAAAAUGACACAGGAUGAGGUGAGAGAAGUGUAUAACAGAAAUGGGAAGGUAGACGAAACAGGCAUUAGAGAGAUGAAAUAUUUAAGCUUUGUGAUCAAAGAGACACUCAGGCUACACCCUCCUGCUCCCCUCUUGCUUCCAAGAGAAUCUAGUGAGAGUUGUAAGAUUAAUGGAUAUGAUAUACCUGUCAAAACCAAGGUGAUUGUGAAUGGAUGGGCAAUUGGAAGAGAUCCGAAUUACUGGACUGAACCAGAGAGCUUCUAUCCAGAGAGGUUCCUUGAUAGCUCCAUUGACUACAAGGGAACAAACUUUGAGUAUAUCCCAUUUGGUGCUGGAAGGAGGAUAUGCCCAGGAAUUUCAUAUGGUCUGGCCAACGUUGAGCUCCCACUUGCCCUUUUUUUGUACCAUUUUGAUUGGGAACUCCCUGAUGGGAAGUCGCAUGAAGAGCUGGACAUGACUGAGCUUUUCGGUGUUACAGUUCGAAGAAAAGAAGAUCUGCGCUUGAUCCCCAUUCCUUAUCAUCCUCCAUCUAGUAAGAACUGCCAGUAG